Messenger RNA from Myxocyprinus asiaticus (Chinese sucker), 1727 nucleotides. RefSeq lists its product as uncharacterized. Lineage: Eukaryota; Metazoa; Chordata; Actinopteri; Cypriniformes; Catostomidae. The record is from RefSeq and is a predicted model, not a curated record. Bases 131 to 877 code for a protein of 248 amino acids. The transcript is spliced from 5 exons.
AAAAUGGUGGGGGGGGGGGCUGAGAGUUUUGUGAAAAGCUGAGUAUACUCAGAGCACGAGUGAUUUGUGUGUGUGAAACGUUGUGAUGUGGGAGUAAAGAAGCGCUUAGAUUACAAACAGAUAUUCAGAAAUGAACGGCUCAUCCAAACUCCUCUGUGGGCUCCUCAUGUCAUGCUUGUGUUUUGGAGCCACAGGUUCAAAAGAGGAGUUAUCCAUCAUACAGAGCCCAGCCAACAGCAUUACUGUGAAUGAGGGAGAUUCUGCUCAAAUCACCUGCUGCUGGAAUAAAGUCAACCAUUCAGUUAAAACUGUUUGGUAUAAGAAUGAGAAAAGAGUUGCUGCUGAAAAACAGCAACACAAAGAGGACUGUUCUAUACUGUACAUUACAAAAAUAACUAUGAAUGAUACAGGAGAUUAUUUUUGUAAACUGUAUCAAGACAUUCCAUACCUGCUUGAAUUUGAGGGAAACAGAACCACUAUAAUUGUCAAAGAAGGACAAGUAAGCACCUACACAACAACUACAGCCAAUGUUAAUUCAGUUUCGCUAUCAACUGCAACUGCUGCAACAGCAAGUUCUGCGCCCUCACACAAAUCCCCAGAUCCGCCCCUGACCCUGCCUUUGUCCCUGGCCGCUGCCAUCGGCCUGUUGACCUUAUGUUUGGCCUUCAGCAUGUGUAAGAUGAGGAACUCCUGUAAAAAUUCAGAACGAAUGGUCAUUCAUCAGAUGACACACAGUGAGGGGGAGGAGAAUGAAAACAUGGAGGUGGAGGAGAUUAGCACAAACUCCUCCCGAGGAUCACAACAAUGGUAUCAAGUCCCUGUUUAUUGGUCUUACUUUGAUGUACAGACGGGUGAAGAGCAAUGUCAACCAGAAUAGAAAAAAGACAAGAUUCUAUUCAUCUAUUCAUUGGAUUUUACAUGAUCUUACAUUUGUUUCUAUCUCUGGCAGCUGAGAGAAUGUCUAUGUAAAUACCAAAGACUGCUUUAACUUCAGAAGUGAACAGAUCCAUUGGAAACCCUUUGAGCUCAUGGGCUGCACUUGAUUAUCAGAUUUUAUUCUUGCUGUGUGUUGCAGCUCAGUUGUGUUUUGAAAUAGAAACGCAUGCGGUGGUUGUUUUUUUGUUGUUGUAAUUUUCCGUUUGUUAUAAGUUUGUUAAAACUUUAUGAAAAGAUGAAAUGUCUGAACAUGAUGCUUCAAACCAAAAUAGAAAGCAACUUGGAAAGAUGUAUUGUAGCUAUUUAUUACAUGUCAAAGGAGCACUUGCUAAAGUUUAAUAGACAUGUAAUUCUGUGUCAAACAUUGUUACAGUGACCACAAAGGGUAUUUGGAUUCUUGAGCCACACUUAAAAUGUAUGAAUAUCAUUGCAUUAAAUAAAAAAUGAAAUCUUCAAACAAAUGAUGCUAGAGCUUUUCUUAGAAUUAACUUUUUCUGAGCAGUUUUUGCAGGGUGAUUUUUAGUGGAUGUAUAGAAUAACCACAGAUGUAGUUCAUCACAUUAACUAUGAACAUGUUCUAAGACAACCAGUUAGUGUCCAGAUUCUUUAUUUUAAUUUUGAACAUUAUAUCUAUUGUUUAAUAAUUUAAAACCUGUGAUUUUUGUAAAUGUCUUUUAAGUGUGCUCAUGCGAUCUUUUUAUAAAAAAAUAGAAAAAAAAUAAUUAUAAUUAUAAGGCUUGAUUCUGUGAGUUUGCACUUUCAUAUAAUGUGGUCCUUUUGACAUUUGCAAU